CUCUGCGGAGCUCUCCCUCCCUCCAUCCACCCACCCAUCCCUCCCUCCAUCCCAGCCGGUAGAGAGGAUGAGCUCCUCCGCGUCCGGGUCGUCUCCGCGGCGGAUCUUUUCCUGCUCCCUCUGAUCCCUUUCGGUCUGAUGUUUCUCCUCCGGGUAACAAUCAGGAGAGGAUGCAUCUGCUCGUUUUCGCGACUUUAUUUGGACUCUUUUUGGACGCAGGAGAUGCUCUUCAGAUCCAGUGUUACCAGUGUGAGGAGAUGAAACACAACGACUGCUCCACGCCCGAAUAUAUCGUCAACUGCACGGUCAACGUACAGGACAUGUGCCAGAAGGAAGUGCUGGUCAAAUCUGAUGGAAUACACUAUCGGAAGUCCUGUGCAUCCUCUGGGGCCUGCCUCAUUGCCUCCUCUGGUUAUCAGCAAUUCUGCACUGGCAGGCUGAACUCGGUGUGCAUCACCUGCUGCAACACGCCACUCUGCAACGGCCCCAAGAGGAAGCGCCCCGUCCCCUCGGCUGCAACCUCAAACAGACGUGCCCUUCUCUUCUUGAUUGCGCCGAUGCUUCUUCAUCUGACGUCCUGCCUGGGGUUCUGAACGGAAACUAGUGAGCGAAUUCGGACUCUGGUUUUGCAUCGUCUCCGCAUCAAAAAGCUGUUGAUCCAAUGGAUAUCGGACAGCGACUAGGACCUCUCUGCAUCAUUAUUUGCUUAUUUUACAGGAACGUUCCCCCUGCAGCCGGGUCACUUCUUUGCUUUCUUUGCUUUUAGUGAAGUGGAGCGUUCUGUAAUAGUGUCGGUAGAACUUCUGUUAAGUUAAGGCCUUUUUUGUGCUCUUAUCGUUUAAAACAGCACCAUUUUGUGUUGAUAUAGUAGUUGUUACUUCUCAGAAAAACUAUUUUAUUCCGGAGAACACAUUAAACAGUUAUUUUAAAGCAUAUUUACCCACUGCCAUACUGUAUUUCUCGUCAUUUCAUUGCAGGAAGAACAAAGUACCCAAAAUGCACCCAUUUAAGUUACUGUUGAUUUAUCCACAGUCAUGUAAUCUGUUUAAAUAAAAAAUACACAUUUGUUUAACUCCUUAACAAAAUGAGGCAUUUAGAUGUCUAAAGCCUCAAUUAUGUCACCAUUUAGAUCAAGGGUUCCCAAAGUAGGGGUCAGGACCCCCAGAGGGGGCCUGAGAAACUAAGUGGGGGGUCUGAGAUGAUUUUCAGAAUCAUCAUGAUGUGACCCUGGGGAUUAUGGAGGGCCAAAAGGGACAAAAGUAAAUCAAUAAAUAUAUCAUGAAACAAAUAAAUGUAAAUGUCCCAUAAAAAAAUAAUUGUACCAUUUAUUAAUUUAAUACAUUAUUAAAUAAUUUAAUAUAAUAAUGAAGUUAAAUAAUUAAAUGUAAUUUUCAAAAAAUAAAUGUUAAAUACAUUUAUAAAAAUACAUAAAAUACAUAGACAAAAAUAUAUAUAAUUAUUUCACUUUAUAUUUAUUAUAGAGUGAAAUAAGUAUUUUUAGGGGUCGCCAGUAGGCAGUUGCUAGUCUCAGGCACUGUUUAUUUGAGGGGUCAACAGCAGAAAUGUUUGGGAAUCCCUGAUUUAGAUGAUACUAUACAGUAUUAGACUAAGUAAGAAUAAAAAAACAAAAUACAUCUUGUAGUUGAGAAUUCUGAGAACCUGCAUGUUCUCAGAAUUCUUUCAACUUUAAAAACGCCCCAUUCAAGAGGAGUAAAUUUCGAAAAUAUGCACUUUCAUUCUGAAAAUAAUUCACUUUGUUAUUAUUUACACAAAUGCCUUACAUUUCUGUCUCACGCUGUACAGGAUUGAAUCGUUUGUGCUGUAUACACCACAAACAACAACAAUACAUUCUCAAAUUUUCUCAGACACAACAGCUGGUGUUUUACAGUGCGUCAUGGUAGAGGAGGGCCUGAGCGCCUGAUGGAUGUUCUUGGCUUUUUUUUUUUUAAAGAGUCUUCUGUGAAGAGUAACGCUGUAUUCUGCUGAUAUGUGGUUUCAAUAAAUGUUGCAGAAAAAUCA
This is a messenger RNA of Girardinichthys multiradiatus, 2019 nucleotides long. Its product is annotated as ly6/PLAUR domain-containing protein 1-like. Gene Ontology annotation, molecular function: acetylcholine receptor inhibitor activity. The transcript is spliced from 4 exons. NCBI's taxonomy places the organism in Eukaryota, Metazoa, Chordata, Actinopteri, Cyprinodontiformes, Goodeidae. The coding region runs from base 171 to 593 and encodes 140 amino acids. The record is from RefSeq and is a predicted model, not a curated record. Gene Ontology annotation, biological process: acetylcholine receptor signaling pathway.